UCGCGCACUUCUCAUUGGUCAGAAGUUUUUCCUCUGCGUGACAUCACACUGAGCACCCGGACCCGAACGAGCCAGAUGAUUCCAGAUGUUGGACACCUCGGGACCGACCGAAGACCGACUCGCAGCGUGAUGGGAGGACAGAGUCGCGCGAGCGAGAGGAGAGGAGGAUUUGUGUGAAGACGCGCGCGCGACAGGAACCAGAUCUGCCACCUGCGCGUCGGAGCCGUUGGUUUUGGACUAUGACAUUAAGUUCGGGGAUCAUGGAAGAUGUGAUCGAUGUCGUCGGUGAAGGCGUGAAAGAGAACGCGGAGGAGCCUCGUUUGUCGGAGUGCCCCAAAGAGCCGUGCAGCCCCGCGCCCAAGACCAAAGGUCCCGCCUCGGUGAAGCCGCCGUACUCCUACAUCGCUCUGAUCACCAUGGCGAUCCUGCAGAGCCCCAAAAAGCGGCUGACCCUGAGCGAGAUCUGCGACUUCAUCAGCCACCGCUUCGUCUAUUACCGGGAGAAGUUCCCCGCCUGGCAGAACUCCAUCCGACACAAUCUGUCCCUGAACGACUGCUUCGUCAAGAUGCCGCGCGAGCCCGGGAACCCCGGCAAGGGCAACUACUGGACCCUGGACCCCAACUCGUCGGACAUGUUCGAGAACGGGAGCUUCUUGCGCCGCAGGAAGAGAUUCAAGCGGCAGCACUUUCGCUUCGACAAGGAGCAGAGCUUGGAGCGCAGCGGAUUAUUCCCUCACUCCGCGUACGGACUCGGGGCCGCGGCUCUGCAGCUGCCCGGACUGGAGGUGUACCCCUACAUCCACCACGCUGCCUCUCCGUGCUCCCCGGCCUCCAUCCCACCUGUCAGCAGCAUCCUGCCGGCUCUUUCCAGCUUCUUCUCGCGGAGCUCCAUGACGGCCAAGGCCUUGCUGCAGUCCUCGCCCGGGAUCGACGCUUUCUCCGCGGCACACUGCGGCUUCUCCCCGCCGCUGAGCUCCGGCGCUGCCUUCGCGUCCUCGCCGCUUUUCCACCCGGCGGUUUCCCCUCAGUUCCUCUCGCUACAACAGGAAUAUCACAAAGCACAGACUCAGCGUGGAGCUGUGGACCUGGUCAAACACAUCCACUCGGUCGGUCACGAGUGAGCAGCCGUGCUCGUGGACGGUCGCUGCUCCCAGGUAACAAACGGGUGUCGACAAACAAGUGCCGGGGUCAAAACAAGACCGUCGUCUUUUUCGAAAA
Synchiropus splendidus (mandarinfish) is the source of this 1218-nucleotide messenger RNA. RefSeq names its product forkhead box D7 (gene foxd7). Gene Ontology annotation, biological process: cell differentiation; regulation of transcription by RNA polymerase II; anatomical structure morphogenesis. The coding region runs from base 240 to 1121 and encodes 293 amino acids. Gene Ontology annotation, molecular function: RNA polymerase II cis-regulatory region sequence-specific DNA binding; DNA-binding transcription factor activity, RNA polymerase II-specific. NCBI's taxonomy places the organism in Eukaryota, Metazoa, Chordata, Actinopteri, Syngnathiformes, Callionymidae. The record is from RefSeq and is a predicted model, not a curated record. The transcript has a single exon.